Molecule: messenger RNA, 521 nt
Organism: Mollisia scopiformis
Lineage: Eukaryota; Fungi; Ascomycota; Leotiomycetes; Helotiales; Mollisiaceae
Exons: 1
Coding region: 53-442 (129 amino acids)
Source: RefSeq, a predicted model, not a curated record
CCCUUUUUUGGAUUUUUGAGGAAUAAGUUGCUAAUGGAAUACAUUUCGAACAAUGUCUUCUCUCUAUUCUUUAACCCAAACACAGCGUGAGGUCUAUUUCAAAUAUUCAACAACUCCGAUCAGAAACGAACAUUACUAUGCAUCACAAGCCUCUCAAAGCUCUUCUGCCCCAGCCGACCCGGCGCGGAAGCGAGAGCACCAAAACGCGCAUACAGAGAUCAGCAGCGACACUUACCAUUCCACGAACACCGAUGACAACCACAACGCCUGCGAUAUAAGCGACGAGGACCCACGACUUGCAAAGAAACGAAAGCCACGCUUAGCGCUUGCUGUGAUUUUAGCCACUUCUCGAGGGUAUACCCUAGAGCUCCAUAUCGGACAGCCUAGAUUUUUUGUAGCGUUGUCAAUCGCUACACCGAAGAUUAACGACGCGCAACUUUAAGUUAAUCACGGAUAUCCGUCAACCUUAAUCAAUAGCCACCACUAUGCCUCACGAAUUUUUCGAAAGUCUUGACCUCCGG